Messenger RNA from Nicrophorus vespilloides, 3000 nucleotides. RefSeq names its product leishmanolysin-like peptidase (gene Invadolysin). Gene Ontology annotation, molecular function: metalloendopeptidase activity. Lineage: Eukaryota; Metazoa; Arthropoda; Insecta; Coleoptera; Silphidae. Gene Ontology annotation, biological process: proteolysis; cell adhesion. The record is from RefSeq and is a predicted model, not a curated record. The coding region runs from base 252 to 2216 and encodes 654 amino acids. Gene Ontology annotation, cellular component: membrane; cytoplasm. The transcript is spliced from 14 exons.
CUCCGACGAUUAGUAUUCCGUUAGCUGGCAUGUGGUUCGGAUAGUCAGUCUCUCCAACAUACAAGUUCGGAGCAUCAACGCACCGUCGGAUCGCGGUAUCAACAACGCAAACAUAUCAACCGAUGAUCAAUAGCAUCAACAUCUCCAUUCAUAUUUUGAUCAAUUAAACCACCGCUGCGCGGGCCCGAUCAUCAGGAAAAUGCGAUUCUGAGCGCACCUCGUGGUCCAAUCAUCGGAAAAUUCAGAGAACUAUGGUGACUUCUCGUGCGACUUUAUUUUGCUUUUCGGUUUUUCUUUACGUUUCCGUUGAUGCCAGGACCUGUAACCACUUCCAUCCUAAGCAUAAUGAGGUUGUCCACGGGGUCCACAUAGAGUCACAUCAUGCGAUGCGAAAGAGGAGCAUCGAUCAGUCCUUGAGGAUCCUCUUGUGGUACGACGAAAGCGUCUACAGAUUGAACGAUACACAAUUUGAAUUAAUUAACAACACAAUACUACCGCAAGCUGUACAGUAUUGGGAGAAGGCACUAUUUGUCAGGAAAGUGGAAAACGUCAUUCGGCUUACUAGGAAAUGUAACGAAACCCAGGUCUUCGUCAAGGAUUCCUUGACCCAUUGCAUCGACACAUGCAAGGAAAAGACCAUGUGUGGUGAAGUUGAAGUACCUGAAUCACACUUGGACGCUUGCAGGGUUUGCAAUAGUACUGGACAGAACUGUGGUAUACGACCUGGAUCUCAACCUGGACAAGGUAUCGAAGGCUUCGAUUUUGUCUUCUAUGUUUCCGCUUCUCAGACGGAAAGGUGCAAUAAAUCUUUGGCAGUAGCAUAUGCAGCUCACUGCCAACAAGAAACAGGUCUAGAUAGACCAAUAGCAGGACAUGCGAAUUUGUGCCCUAACAAUAUAAGCACGAAACCGCAAGAACUGGAAACGCUGCUGUCGACGGUGAAACACGAAAUCCUUCAUGCCCUAGGCUUUUCCGUCAGCCUGUACGCAUUCUACCGCGACGAGAAGGGGAAUCCCCUAACGCCGCGCAGCAGGGACACCGGAAAACCUACCCUCAAUGAAAGACUGCAGACGUACCAAUGGAGCGAAAGAGUGAUAAAGACGGUGACGAGGAGUAACUGGAUGGUCAGGUCAGGUGUGAUGGAGCGCGAGGUGCAGAUGAUCGUUACUCCACAGGUCGUGCGUGAAGUCAGGGAGUACUUCAACUGUUCACUGCUCGAAGGUGCUGAAUUGGAAGACCAAGGAGAAGAAGGCACGGCACUCACGCAUUGGGAAAAACGUGUAUUCGAGAAUGAAGCUAUGACUGGUACCCACACACAAAAUCCGGUCAUCUCGAGGAUAACUCUCGCACUGAUGGAGGAUACGGGAUGGUACAAGGCGAACUACUCCAUGGCGGAGACGCUCACCUGGGGCAGGAACCUGGGCUGCGACUUCGUGAUGAAGAGUUGCAAAGAGUGGAUAACCACAAAGUCCGCGAGGGGUAGGUCAAUCCAUCCUUUCUGUAACAAGGUGAAAAGGAAUCCCCUGCAGACUGAAUGCACGGAUGACAGGACCUCCGUAGCCUUGUGCAACCUGGACAAGCACUCCGAAUUCCUGCCGCAGCUCUACCAGAACUUCGACAAAAUAGAUUACGUUGAGCCAGGAACCGAGGGCUUUUACGGCGGAUCAGUGUCCUUAGCUGAUUACUGCCCUUACAUACAAGAAUUCAAUUGGCGUUCGAACGGGACCAUUGUCAGAGGAUCGCAUUGCCAGUUCUCAGAGAACAAUCCGCAUCCCGACAAGAAUUUUGCCUUCGAGAAAUACGGCAAGCACUCGAGAUGUUUCGAACACUCGAACAAGAUGUGGGAGGAAAGGUCUUGCAGGGAGAUGAAACAGUGGCAACACUUCGGCUCAGGUUGCUACAGCUACAAGUGCGAGAAUGGCCGCUUACACAUCAAAGUGGAGAACUAUACUUAUACUUGUUACCAUUCGAAACAAGAGAUAGCCAUUAGGAUCUUAAACAACGAAUGGCUUCACAAAGGUGCCAUUAUUUGCCCUCCUUGCAGGGAACUGUGCCAGGAUGAAUUCGAAUCUAGGGGAGAAUCGUGCAAACCAGGCGAGGAGCCGUCACCAUCGAACUACUACCCAUACGAUGAGCUGCAGUGCGAUGCUUCCUUAUCUGGUGUUAGCAGCACCAUGUUCAUCUUCGUGCUAAUUCUCAUAACGAGCGUUAGGUGAUCAUUGAUGUGCUGAUCCCCAGCAUCCAAUCUUCUCACAUGCAUCCCUUGGCCUUGUUUUUACAUUUAUUUUAUUUUUUUACCAAAAAAAAUAUAAAUGUUUUCCCUCUUUUUAUUAUAAUUUCUCUAUCUCAAUCACAAGUGAGCCAAAGGCAAACGUAUAUCAAACCUGAUGUGUAAACUAUCAAAGACAAUUAAAGACGAAAAUGCUUAUAAUUGCCGUUGCCUCACUUCGGUUUUUUUCAGUGCGCUUGUGUUAACUGCAGCUAAGUGUUCUCCAAAAAGCAUGUGACUUCGUUUAAUCAAAUCGUUUUUUUCUUCUUCUUUCUGUUUCUUCAGAAUUUAUUGUAGAAGGAAACAUGGAAUUAAGCAGCGCGUUAGGUACAUUUAACUACGCGCCGCUAGGUUCUUCUGCAAACCCUAAAAAACAAACCAUAUUCAUUGUAUAAUUGUAUAUUUUUUGAAAGAAAAUAAGACAAAAAUGAGAAAGUAUUUUUUUGGAAUCUUUAUAAACUAUUUAUAUCUUUAUCAAAAUUCUUAAAUAUGGUGAAAAUACGCCUCGAUAUUUGAUAUCAUCCUGGAAGCAGGCAACUCCAUUUCCACGCCUGCAUCUUUUGCAUAGACCUCGGAAGCGGCAACGAAUCGAUAGAUGGACGACGAGCGAAGAAGCAGUUUUCUUCAAAAUGAGACUUUUCCCUUGUUCAAUUCACUCACUACAGUUUAUUGAUGUAUUCUGUUUAGACCAGUGGCUCCAAAUAUUACUAUCAAUGUAGAUAACAAAAUUU